CUCUCCGCUCUGGGAGUGAGGAAGACAACAGGGCUGAGAGUGUGUGUGUGUGUGUAUAUGUGCGUGUGAAAAAGAAAGAGGCGGAGUGGGGAAGUUUUUAAAAUCGACAAUUGGAUUGACUGCUCUCAGACCUGCACUGCAACCAUGGGGUUAGGAAAAGGGAAAGAUGAGUACAAACUGGCUGCAACGUCAGAAGGCAAUGGCAAGAAGCACAAGAAAGGGAAACAGAAGAAGGACAUGGACGAACUUAAGAAGGAAGUCGAUCUGGACGAUCACAAGUUGACAUUGGAUGAACUUCACAGAAAAUACGGGACAGACCUAUCCAGGGGUCUUUCCUCCUCCAGAGCAAAAGAGAUUCUGGCCCGAGACGGUCCGAACGCGCUGACGCCUCCCCCUACCACGCCUGAAUGGGUGAAGUUUUGCAAACAGCUGUUUGGUGGUUUCUCCAUGCUGCUGUGGAUUGGUGCCAUCCUCUGCUUCCUCGCUUACGGCAUUCAGGCUGCUUCAGAAGACGAACCAGCAAAUGAUAAUUUGUAUUUGGGUAUCGUGCUGUCUGCUGUCGUCAUCAUCACCGGUUGCUUCUCCUACUACCAAGAGGCCAAGAGCUCCAAGAUCAUGGAGUCCUUUAAGAAUCUGGUCCCACAGCAAGCCUUGGUCAUCCGGGACGGUGAGAAGAAGAGCAUCAAUGCUGAGGAGGUGGUACUUGGAGAUUUGGUGGAGGUUAAAGGAGGAGACCGGAUCCCCGCUGAUCUCCGGAUCAUCUCUGCUCAUGGCUGCAAGGUGGACAACUCCUCCCUGACAGGUGAAUCAGAACCUCAGACUCGUUCCCCGGACUUCUCCAACGACAACCCUCUGGAGACCAGGAACAUCGCUUUCUUCUCCACCAACUGCGUUGAAGGAACUGCCAGAGGAAUCGUCAUCAACACUGGAGACCACACAGUUAUGGGUCGCAUCGCCACCCUGGCUUCCAGUCUUGAAGGAGGGAAAACUCCCAUUGCCAUCGAGAUCGAGCAUUUCAUCCACAUCAUCACCGGCGUGGCCGUCUUCCUGGGUGUUAGUUUCUUCAUCCUGUCCCUCAUCCUUGGUUAUGGAUGGCUAGAGGCCGUCAUCUUCCUCAUCGGUAUCAUCGUGGCCAACGUACCAGAAGGUCUCCUGGCUACUGUCACUGUGUGUCUGACCCUGACCGCCAAGCGAAUGGCCAAGAAGAACUGCCUGGUGAAGAACCUGGAAGCCGUGGAGACGCUGGGCUCCACCUCCACCAUCUGCUCCGACAAGACCGGCACCCUUACUCAGAACAGGAUGACCGUGGCCCACAUGUGGUUCGACAACCAGAUCCACGAGGCCGACACCACAGAGAACCAGAGCGGCACCUCGUUUGACAGGAGCUCGGCCACCUGGGCGGCUCUGGCCAGGAUCGCCGGACUCUGUAACCGGGCCGUCUUCCUGGCUGAGCAGAGCAACAUUCCCAUCCUGAAGAGAGAUGUGGCUGGUGAUGCCUCAGAAGCUGCCUUGCUCAAGUGUAUUGAGCUUUGCUGCGGGCCCGUCAAGGACAUGAGAGAAAAAUACCCCAAGGUUGCUGAGAUUCCAUUCAACUCCACCAAUAAAUACCAGCUCUCCAUCCAUAAGAACACCACUCCUGGAGAAAGCAAACACAUACUGGUGAUGAAAGGAGCCCCUGAGAGGAUUUUGGACCGCUGCUCCACCAUCGUGCUCCAGGGCAAAGAGCAGAAUCUGGAUGACGAGAUGAAGGACUCGUUCCAGAACGCCUACGUGGAGCUGGGGGGACUUGGAGAGAGAGUGUUGGGUUUCUGCCAGUUCCACCUGCCCGAUGACCAGUUCCCAGAAGGCUUUGCUUUCGACACAGACGAGGUGAACUUCCCCACCGAGAAUCUGUGCUUCAUUGGCCUCAUGGCCAUGAUCGACCCUCCUCGUGCCGCCGUGCCCGACGCAGUGGGCAAAUGCAGGAGCGCUGGAAUCAAAGUCAUCAUGGUCACUGGUGACCAUCCAAUCACAGCUAAAGCUAUCGCCAAAGGUGUGGGGAUCAUCUCUGAAGGCAACGAAACCGUUGAGGACAUCGCAGCACGCUUGAAUCUUCCAGUGUCAGAGGUCAACCCCAGGGACGCCAAGGCCUGCGUCGUCCACGGAGGUGAGCUCAAAGAGAUGACCACAGAGCAGCUGGACGACAUCUUGAAGCACCACACGGAGAUCGUCUUCGCCAGAACCUCCCCUCAGCAGAAGCUGAUCAUCGUGGAAGGUUGUCAGAGACAGGGAGCCAUCGUGGCUGUGACAGGUGAUGGUGUGAACGACUCCCCAGCCUUAAAGAAGGCCGACAUCGGCGUUGCCAUGGGGAUCGCUGGGUCCGACGUGUCCAAACAGGCUGCUGACAUGAUCCUCCUGGACGACAACUUUGCCUCCAUCGUCACCGGAGUGGAAGAAGGUCGUCUGAUCUUUGACAACUUGAAGAAAUCCAUCGCCUACACCCUGACCAGCAACAUCCCAGAGAUCUCACCCUUCCUCCUCUUCAUCAUCGCCAACAUCCCUCUGCCUCUGGGAACCGUCACCAUCCUGUGUAUCGACCUGGGAACCGACAUGGUUCCUGCCAUCUCCCUGGCCUACGAAGCAGCUGAGAGCGACAUCAUGAAGAGACAGCCCCGAAACCCUCAGACCGACAAACUUGUGAACGAGAGGCUCAUCAGCAUGGCUUACGGACAAAUCGGUAUGAUGCAGGCUAUGGCGGGCUUCUUCUCAUACUUUGUGAUCCUGGCUGAAAAUGGUUUCCUCCCCAUGGACCUGAUUGGAGUCCGAGUCCUGUGGGAUGACAAACUCGUAAAUGACCUGGAAGACAGCUACGGACAGCAGUGGACAUACGAGCGGAGAAAGAUUGUAGAGUUCACCUGCCACACGGCGUUCUUCACCAGUAUUGUCAUCGUGCAGUGGGCUGAUCUGAUCAUCUGCAAGACCAGGAGGAACUCCAUCGUGCAGCAAGGAAUGAAGAACCGAAUCCUCAUCUUUGGGCUCUUUGAGGAGACGGCUCUUGCUGCUUUCCUGUCAUACUGCCCGGGCAUGGACGUUGCCCUCAGAAUGUACCCGCUCAAGCCAUCCUGGUGGUUCUGCGCCUUCCCCUACUCCCUCCUCAUCUUCGUUUAUGAUGAAGUCAGAAGAUACAUCCUCAGACGCAACCCAGGCGGUUGGGUGGAGCAGGAGACAUACUACUGAGUCAACACAAGAAGAGAGUGUGUUUUAUCAUCGUUUGCUGUCAUGUUACAUAUUUGUUUGAGAUGCCCCUCCCCCAACACAUACAACAACAAAACAAGCAUCAUUAAAUUAAGAAUGUCCUAAUGUACAUUUCAUUCCCAAUAAAAAACGUCCCCACGGUUUCACACGGAA
Molecule: messenger RNA, 3387 nt
Organism: Nothobranchius furzeri (turquoise killifish)
Lineage: Eukaryota; Metazoa; Chordata; Actinopteri; Cyprinodontiformes; Nothobranchiidae
Product: sodium/potassium-transporting ATPase subunit alpha-1
Biological process (GO): potassium ion import across plasma membrane; intracellular potassium ion homeostasis; sodium ion export across plasma membrane
Cellular component (GO): plasma membrane
Molecular function (GO): ATP binding; ATP hydrolysis activity; P-type sodium:potassium-exchanging transporter activity
Source: RefSeq, a predicted model, not a curated record